UUCAAAAAUCUAUUUAUUCAUUUAGGAUCAUUUCACAUUAUGCUAUCGUUUUUUAAAGCUGUAGGCAAAUUCAUUAAUGGAUGUGGUUUAACAAACAUGCUUGUUGAUGCCGAAGUUUUAGCGAAUGGAUCUAUAAAUACAUUUCUUACUGGUAAACAUUUUAAUCGCUGCUGUAAAAUUCAUCCAAUAAUUUCACUUGCACUUCAACUAUUGCACGUAGAAUUUUUUUUAGAAAAUAAACAGUAUGAUUUAGAAACAAUUAAAACCUACUUAAAACAUUACUCAGAAAAUGAAAAUGAAAAUCCAGUGAUAAAUAAUGAAUUAUGUCACAAAAUUUUUGAAGAUUAUGCACAAUUUAAGAAAGAUACUUUACAAGGGAACCAUGGAAAGACACCUCAAAUUUUUAUGAUGUACAUACAAUUGAUAGAUUAUUACCUAAUGCUUGAAUUUAGUAUCCGAACUGCUAAUUUUGACAUUUACAAAUAUGUCUUGGAAAAAAUGACAAACAUUUUUUUCGCUUUCAAUCAUCAAAAUUAUGCCAGAUACUUAACCAUAUAUUUAAACAAAUUAGAAAAGAUUGAAGAAACUCAUCCUGGUUUGAUACAAGAGUACGGAGAUUGCUUCUUUGGCAUAAGAAGGACCACAAAGCCAUUUUCAAGAAACCCCAUCGACAUAACACUAGAACAGACUAUAAAUGCACAUGCUGCUUCUAGAUCAUCAGGCAUUAUAAAUAUGACAAAUUCUGUGGGUGCUCGGCAAAAAUGGGCUAUUACCCAUUCACUGCGUACUAACAUGAUUUCGAAAUUAAUGGAUUUCUGCAAUUUGUAUUCAAAGGAUGAUAUAACCAAAGAUUUAAGGAAAUCUUCUAUCUGUCACAGCAAUAAAAAUGUUGAAAAUUUGUUAACUAUAAUACAGCAAUGUACGAAUCCUUUUUCAAGCAAUUUAUCUCAAGAGAAUUUGUACAAUAUAUCUUCAGGGCAAUCAGUAUCUGAAGAUAUUUACACAUUCUUAUCUAAUAUUGAAACUACAGGAGAGCUGCAACGAAUUAAAUUUAUUACUGAAUCUCAAAUAGACCCAGAAAGGUUUGACAAGGCUAUUUUAAAAAACACUGUUGUUAAUUUUGCUUCAAAAUGUGUCAAAAAAGUAAAAAUUAAUGGAAAAGUCAAAGAAGUUACCAUUCAAAGAGACAUUUUUGGAAGAUUAUUGUAUGCGUCGCUGCAAAGCCAUAUAGAUCUAAAAGAAGCGUUGAAAUAUCCGCUGACGCCUAUUCCAUUUUCUUUAUGCCACUCUGACGGAUCUAUUUGUAAAACCCAAAAAUCAGUGAUUUUCGAGGAGUUGAAGUCAUAUCAGGAAGAGAAUGGCAAUCCUCCGAAAGCCGAUAUCCAUAUCUACGAUGGCUUCUAUUUGCUCCACACAUUGAAAAAUGUACCUAAUACAUACGGGAAAAUUUCAAUGUAUAUUUUUAAGCUGUUGGUAUCAGAUAAAAAAGAAGUCCACAUUAUAUUUGACAAAUUCAACGAUCCAAGUAUAAAAGAUUAUGAACACCGCCAAAGAGGAGAGGAUGAUACCGUUCAUAGCGUGCAUAAAAACAAUAAGCGACCCUCUGAUUUUGGGAAACUGUUAAGAAGUAAAAAUUUCAAAGAAAGUUUCGUUGAAUUUUUAAUCGAUGAUUGGACUGAUGAUUGUUUUGUUAUUUUAUGCCAAGAUAAAAUAGUCAAGUUAAGUUAUGGAACUUCCUGUUACUCUUACCAAGUACAUGAAAAUCAUAUUAAAAAAACUACAGAUUACAACUUAUGUUGCUUUCACGAAGAAGCAGAUACCAAGAUUAUGUACCACAUAUGCCAACUGCCUAAUAAUUACAACGUUGAAGUCCAUUGCACUGACUCGGAUAUACCAGUAAUUAUUCUUGCAAAUAUGAAAUAUUUAAAAGCAGAUAUUCAAAUUACGGUAAAUAUGUGUUCGAACAAAAAAAGAGAGUAUUUGAAUAUGAAUAAAAUUUACCAAGGAUUAGGUGACAAAUUAGCAAGAGCCCUAACCGUUUGUCACAUAUUUACGGGUAAUGAUUUUAAUCCAGCUUUUUACAGAAAAGGGAAAAAAAGACCAUUUGCCAUACUAAAAAAAAAAACAAUCGUAUCAAGAUGCUUUUAUGCAGCUACUAGAAACGGUGCCGAAAUAUUUGGAUACAGAACACGAAGUAUUUAAAUCUAUUGAAGAGUAUGUAUGCCAAAUAUAUAGUUUAAAUACAAAAAAUGAUAUCGAUAAAGGCAGAUUCGAAGUAUUUGAAAGAAAAUAUAAAAAUAAAAAUGAAAAUGACAAAAUUUGGAGAAAAAACCUAAAAGGGUUCGACGCAUCAAAUCUUCCACCAACCAAAAAAGAGUUAUUGCAACAUAUAAAACGAACCAUUUAUAUCAGUAACGUGUGGUGCAAUGCUCACCUGAGGCGACCUACAGACCUUGAUAUUCAAGAGUGCGGGUGGUUAAAUAUCGAUGGCAGCUUUGAGUUUUUUUGGUUCGAUGGCGAGCAGUGUCCCACAUUCCGAGAGAUAGCUGCUCAUUCAGUUUCCACUUCUGAUGAUCAGGAUGAGGGGGAGCCGUCUUCCGAUGAGAGUGAAGAUGAACAAAAUUUGUACCUAUCUGAAGAUUCAGAAUUUGAAGAUAACGAUAAUUAAUCAACAAUUUAUGUAUUUUUAAGAAUUAUUUGUUACAUAAUAUUUGAUGUUUUUUUCAUUGUAUAUGUAUACAAGAAUAAAAAAACUGCUAAACGCCGUAAAAAUGAGUGGCGCAUACAAUAUUCCAGCUACAAAUGAACUGAUAUAAAUAUUACGUGGCGCAAGAAUGUAUUUUCAUUUUGAUCGAAAAUAAAAUUCUAGUUUUAUUUUAAAAGAUGUUUCCAUAAUCAUGCUCAUUUGUAGCUGGAAUAUUGUAUGCGCCACUUAUUUUUACAGCGUUUAGCAAUUUUUUUAUUCUUGUAUCAGGAGUUUUUCAAAGUUAUUUAUAAAUUAAAUGUAUGA
This is a messenger RNA of Diabrotica virgifera virgifera (western corn rootworm), 3010 nucleotides long. RefSeq lists its product as uncharacterized. The coding region runs from base 40 to 2202 and encodes 720 amino acids. The transcript is spliced from 3 exons. The record is from RefSeq and is a predicted model, not a curated record. Lineage: Eukaryota; Metazoa; Arthropoda; Insecta; Coleoptera; Chrysomelidae.